UAGUUUACAAAGCGCCUGAAGCAAGAGGAUGACUACAGUAGAGAAGAGAGUGAUAUAAUAAAAGCAAAUAGAGUGAAGAGAACAAUGAAGGAUUGCUUAUCCAGCUGUGAGAAAGGAGAAGAGGAAGCCAUGAGGCUUCUCUGUCUGCUGCAGCUGGUCUGUUUGGUUGGUUGUAGUGAUUCCAGGAGAAGAGACUGGGCUCAUCAUGGCGCCCCCAUGUUUGCCGACCUCACAGUCCAUGAGAUAAAAGCUGUCCGGGCCUACCUGCAUGGUAUUCCAGAGCUGGACCUUACUGAUGCUCGUAGCAAGACUCUACAGAAGAACAGCAUCCUCCUGAUUGAACUCCAUCUGCCAAAGAAACAUGAAGCCCUGAGAGCUCUGGACCGUGGACAGGCCAAACCCCAACGCCAAGCCCGUGUAGUCAUCCAGUUUGGGAAAAAGACCAAACCCAGCAUCACUGAGUACAUUGUCAGUCCUCUGCCCUCCCCAAAUUCUCAUGUAGUCAAGACCUUCAAGGGGGACAGGCCUAUUCGGUUUGAGUCAAGGCCUAUUACUGCUGCAGAGUAUGAACAUAUGCAUGACAUCCUCGUGAAGAUCACAACCAAAGCUCAUAAGCUUCUGUUUGAGACCACAGGAGGGUUUUCCUUCACUAACUGCUCUGACCACUGUCUGACGUUCUCUGACAUAGCCCCCCGCGGGCUGGGUCCAGGUGAGAGGAGAACCUGGAUUAUGUUGCAGAAGUCUGUGGAGGGUUAUUUCAUCCACCCAGUUGGGUUCGAGGUACUGGUCAAUCAUCAGGACCUGGACCCCGAAAGGUGGACUGUCGAGAAGGUCUGGUACAACAGCAAGUACUUUGACAGUGUUGAGGAACUGGUAGAAAAAUAUGAAUCAGGAGAUGUGGAGAGGGUCAAACUGCCCGAACAUAACGCCGAUGACCUCUACUCCACCUACAUCCCCCGGGGUCACAGCAACACUCCCACCAAUAUCCAUGGGCCAAAGCUUGUGGAACCUCAAGGGCCUCGCUAUCAAGUUGACCACAAUUUUGUCGAAUACUCUGGAUGGUCUUUCGCCUACCGAGUUCGCUCAACAGCUGGGCUUCAAGUCUUUGACCUCCGUUUCAAUGGAGAAAGAAUUGCCUAUGAGAUCAGCCUCCAAGAAGCUAUUGCCUUCUACGCUGGUGAUACUCCUGCUGCCAUGCAAACAAAGUAUAUUGAUGCUGGCUGGGCAAUGGGCAGCUCAACAUAUGAACUUGCGCCUGGAAUUGACUGUCCAGAAAUUGCCACCUUCGUUGACCUUUACCACUACUUUGACACAGACAAACCUGUGCUCCACAAAAAUGCACUCUGUAUUUUUGAGAUGACCACUGCUAUGCCUCUGAGAAGGCAUUUCAACUCUAACUUCAAGGGGGGGUACAACUUCUACGGGGGUUUGGAAAACACUGUGCUGGUGUUGCGGACGACCUCAACGGUUUACAACUAUGAUUACAUCUGGGACUUCCUAUUCUACCAGAAUGGGGUGAUGGAGGUAAAGGUCAGCGCCACUGGAUACAUCCACGCCACUUUCUUUACACCUAAUGGACUUCACUAUGGUACCAAGGUGUAUAACUAUGUGCUGGGUAACCUGCACACACACCUAAUCCAUUACAAAGUGGACCUGGAUAUUGCUGGUCGAGAGAACAGCUUUGAGUCAUUAGAUCUGAAAUUUGUCAACUUCACAAAUCCCUGGAGCCCGAGGCAUUUCAUCGUCCAGUCCAAACUCCACAAGACAGAACACAAGACUGAGCGAUCUGCUGCUUUCCGCUUUGGCAAAAAGUUCCCUCGCUAUGUGCACUUUUACAACCCAAAUGAGAAAAAUAAAUGGGGGCAGCAGAAAGGUUACCGAAUUCAGUUCAACUCACAUGCCCACAGUGUCCUUCCAAGAGGCUGGAGAGAAGAAAAUGGCAUCAGUUGGUCAAGGUACCCUCUGGCUGUGACUCGUCAUCGAGAGAGUGAAGCCACCAGCAGCAGCAUUUACACCCAGAAUGACCCCUGGGAACCUGUUGUGUCCUUUGAGGACUACAUCCGCAACAAUGAAGACAUAGUCAACCAGGACCUGGUUGCCUGGGUGACAGUCGGCUUCCUGCAUGUGCCUCACUCUGAAGACAUCCCCAACACAGCGACACCUGGCAACGCAGUGGGCUUCUUCCUCCGACCCUUCAAUUUCUUCGAUGAAGACCCUUCGCUGGCAUCCCGAAGCACCGUCAUUGUCCGGCCAGGCCAGGAUGGCAAACCAAAGGUCCAGAGAUGGACGCCUGAGGUCAUAGGUCACUGUGUGACAAACAAGCCAUUCUUUUACAAUGGCACUUAUGCAGGAGUCUAGAGGUGUUUCAGGGUUUUGCCAAAAGGUAUUUUAGCAUAAAUAUAAUUUUGCUCCAUUAAAUUGUACAAGCUCAGAUUAAUAACAAUUCCUUGAAUUAUAUAAAGUCAGAUUUAUUGUCAGUAAUGUAUGUGGCAGCAUUAUGAGAAACAACAAACCCAUGUAAAAAAAAAAUUUAAAAAGAUGAUUUUGUGAACCUUUCUCAUAAAUUAUGCUUCUCAAAGCUGGUCAUAUAUAACUUAGGUUAUAGAGGUAGAGUGAGAGUCUACACGUUGCACUAACAAUUUUCCACUCAUGUCUGACUUAUUUGCUGUCUCUCUCCAAUCCUGCUGCAUCAAAUUAAGGGGGUGGGGGGGUCCAAUAAUCCUGUGUUGGGUCUCCGUGGCUGAGGUUUAGCAGCAGCAAGCAUCCAGGAUGCAGGAUGCUCUCUAUCCGCCCUACUGGGUGUAAACUGCUCUGCUCGCCUCCCCGGAGGGAAUGUUUUUGCUGUGCAGACAACAGGCCUUACAAAGCAAACAGCCUGAUUCCGGAUCCUUCCCCGCAAACAGUCCAGGAUACCUGGCUGCGCCGUCGCCCCUGGAAACUGAUCUUUACAUACAGUGUGACAGAAUGUACAAAACACAUGUAACUGCUUUGUCCUUUAUGCACACAUUCCUGACAUAGCCAUGUCACGUAUGUUUUUUCAUGUAUGUUUUUUAUUUGAUGAUUGAAACUUUUCUGUAUUAAACAAUAAUCAAUAAACAAAG
Messenger RNA from Seriola dumerili (greater amberjack), 3101 nucleotides. RefSeq names its product amine oxidase, copper containing 1 (gene aoc1). Bases 85 to 2358 code for a protein of 757 amino acids. The record is from RefSeq and is a predicted model, not a curated record. NCBI's taxonomy places the organism in Eukaryota, Metazoa, Chordata, Actinopteri, Carangiformes, Carangidae. The transcript is spliced from 6 exons. Gene Ontology annotation, molecular function: primary methylamine oxidase activity; quinone binding; diamine oxidase activity. Gene Ontology annotation, cellular component: plasma membrane. Gene Ontology annotation, biological process: response to antibiotic; amine metabolic process.